This is a messenger RNA of Gavialis gangeticus (Gharial), 9801 nucleotides long. It is a transcript of the gene XIRP1, whose product is annotated as xin actin binding repeat containing 1. Gene Ontology annotation, biological process: actin filament organization; actin cytoskeleton organization. The transcript is spliced from 9 exons. Gene Ontology annotation, cellular component: focal adhesion; stress fiber. Lineage: Eukaryota; Metazoa; Chordata; Crocodylia; Gavialidae. Bases 258 to 8870 code for a protein of 2870 amino acids. The record is from RefSeq and is a predicted model, not a curated record. Gene Ontology annotation, molecular function: actin filament binding.
CACUCGGCUCUCUCCCCCUCCCCUGCUAGCUUUUCUCCUCUCUUGUUUCUCAUACACUCAUUCAGCAUCACCCCCAUUUAUUCCCCCUUGUGGGACUGCUGGAGACUGACUGGGUUCCCCACUGAGUGCUACACUUCAUCCCUGGUAGAUCAUUUCCCGAUUUGCUGGGGGACUUUGCCCACCUGAUUCCUGUAACCAAAGGGAAAGGGAAGGAAUAAGGGCUCUGAUAUGUGGUACGGGAGAGCCACGAGAAGCGUAUGAGAUGCAACACAGGCUCAGAAAAGUGCACGAGCAAGCAGCAGGCAGAGAACAUGGCAAGGGCUGACAAGCUGAGGCAGCCUCCAUCCUUUCAUACAGCACUUGGUUUUCCGCAAAGCAGGCCAGACCACAGAGCUUCACUGUCUCUAAGAAACUCUGUUUCUGUCUCCAAGCUAGUAGCCAGAUAUCAAAACAUCCUGGAUCGUGAAAGUGGCACAUCAACGCAAGAGGAUCACAAGAGGAUGACGAGAAACCGUCUACUGCCCAACGAACAGGAGCCUUUGGGGGCAAAAGCUGCUGUACCUCGAGGCCCCACCAGCAAUGUCUCCGGGAGCAGGUCCAGCGCCACCCACCACGUCAGUCCCACUCCAGGGAAUACCAGCUCUGAUGCUGGCAGAGUCACUGCCGGUCCCCAACUUCUGCCUGUCUCUUCUGGCCCGCUCCUCACAACCUUUUCCGGUGGCAAGUUUAGGAAAAGCAAAUCCGAGUCUGACACGCAGACAACCCUCCAGCCUUCGGCCAAGGGGGCUAAAAGCUGGGCAGAGCUGCCCUUCUCUUCAUCCCAGAGCAGCAGGAGGAGACAGCAAAGGAGUCCUGCCACAUCCACAGCAGGGGCUUCGGCCACUAAGGAAGAGAAGCUCUCCCAGAAGACGGAGUCGAUGACCCUCACCGUGCCAGACCCGGCUUCUGACUCAGCCACACUCAGGAGCUAUGAGAGGACCUGGACAUUUCUAGACGGGUCAGACAACUCCAGCCACGUACCUCCCCAAGGGCAAGGGAGAGUGAAGGAGCUGACGGCUCACUAUCUGUCUCGGACAGCUGCCCCUGCUGCUCACAGAGGCCUCGCACAGCCUCAUACCACAAAGGCUAGCAUCAUUCGUUCUCCUGACAGCCAGAAAGCAAGCAAGAUGGCAGAGGCUCAGAGCCAGAAGUCAGCUAAGGUGAAUGGCAAGAAAACAGAAGAGGGCUUCCCUCCUCCCGCCACCCAAGACACCCUUCAGGUUUCUGCUUCCCCCAUGGGGAGCCAAGAUCCAAGCCCCCUACCUCCACCUCCUACGAAGGAGUCCUUAUCCAAGUUUUACCAGCAGCGUCAAGUGAAUGAGCUGAAGAGGCUGUACAGGCACAUGCAUCCUGAGCUGAGGAAGAACCUGGAGGAAGCUGUGACAGAAGACCUGGCAGAAAUGCUCCACGCUGAAGAUCCCAACACACAGGCUUCAGUGAAUCAGGACACAGUACCCCCUGGCGACGUCCAGUCCAUGCGCUGGAUCUUUGAGAACUGGACCCUGGACUCUAUAGGGGAUCAUGAGGGCACCAAGAAGCUAGCUGACGAGGAGAUGAGGAGCGGGGACGUGAAAAGUACAUCCAUGAGGUUUGAGAGUCAGGCACUCAGUGGGGACAAGGCAUGUGCAUCCAUCAAAGUAGCAGAGACAGGCCAGGCUAAAGGGGACGUGCGGACCGCCCGAUGGCUGUUUGAAACCCAGCCACUGGACUCGUUAAACAAACUGUACACCGAAGAGGCAGACGUGCAGGAAGCAGUCCUCAAGGAGCCUGUUCAAAAAGGAGAUGUGAAAGGUGCUGCGCAGCUCUUUGAAACGCACUCCUUGGAUGCCCUGGGACGUUGCUACUCCAUGGAGGAGCAGAGUAUCCUGCAGCUCAAGUCAGAAAUGCAGGAGCAGAAAGGUGACGUCAAAAAAACCAUCAAGCUCUUCCAGACUGAACCACUCUGCGCGAUCAGGGACAAAACUGGGAACAUUCACGAGAUCAAGUCUGUUUGCAGAGAAGAAAUCCAGAGUAAUGCCGUCAGGACGGCUCGCUGGCUAUUUGAGACUCAGCCACUGGAUACCAUCAAUAAGGACACCUCUAAAGUGCAAAUUAUCCGGGGGAUUUCAUUAGAGGAGGCAGGAAAGCCAGAUGUCAGUGGAGCAAGGUGGAUAUUUGAAACUCAGCCUCUACAUGCCAUCCAAGAGCUGACAGUGGAAGAAGAGGAUUUCAAAGCAUCCACGGAUUUUGUCCCAGGGACGGAUGUCAGUAAGCAGAGACUGCUCUUUGAGACUCAGGCCCUUGCUUCUCUCAAAGGAGAAGUCUCCGACAGUGGUCCGGCCAAAGAAGAAGUUGUUGGCGGUGACGUGAAAUCAACACUCUGGCUAUUUGAAACCCAGCCCAUGGAAACCCUGAAAGAUAAUUUUGAAGUGGGGCAUUUAAAGAAAGUGAACCUUUCAGAAGAGGAGAGGGGAGAUGUGAAGCAGAGGAAGCACAUCUUUGAGACCUGUCCCCUGGGUAGCAUCUCCAAGGCAUCCUCAGAAGAGGUCUCCGCCACCAAUGUACAAGAGGUGGUGAAAGGAGACGUGAAAUCGUUCAAAACCUUAUUUGAGACUCUCCCUUUAGACAGCAUUAAGCAGGCUGAUGCUGAACCUGUCACCAAAGAGAAAGAGGAGAUCCCGGCUGGGAACGUCAAAGCCACCCAGGUGCUGUUUGAGACAACCCCUCUGUAUGCUAUCAAGGACAGCUUGGGCAAUUUCCACCAGAUCACCUCCGUCAGCAGAGAGCAAGUCAUAAGCGGUGAUGUCAAGAACUACAAAUGGAUGUUUGAAACCAGACCUCUGGACCAGUUUGAUGAAAGCACCCAGAAGGUGGACAUCAUUAGAGGGAUCACCAAGCAGGAGGUGAUGGCUGGGGAUGUCAAAACAGCCAAGUGGCUCUUUGAAACCCAGCCCAUGGAUGUCAUCCACACCCAGGUGAACCAAGGAGAAGAGCACUCCUCGGUGAAAAGGGAGGUGUCCCAGAAGGGCGACGUGAAGACCUGCAGGUGGCUAUUCGAGACGCAGCCGAUAGACACGCUGUACGAGAAAACAGAGAAGAAGCAGGAAGAAGACGGCUCUGUACCACAGGCCAAUGUCAAGUCGUACACAUGGAUGUUUGAGACCCAAUCCCUGGACUCCCUGAAAGGCCAGGAGGAACAGUAUCUGCAGGUCAGCAAAGCAUACUGCCAGGAUGACUUACAAGGGGUUGACGUCAAAACUGUUAGCCACCUGUUUGAGACUGAGCCCCUGGUCAGCGAUGCCUCCAGCGAGCGUGACUCAAAGAAGCCUGUCAGGUAUUCGAGCCGUGUGGAGAUACAGUCCGGGGAAGUGUCCAGGGUGAAGGAGUUCUUUGAAACCAAGCCCUUGUACACAGCGGAUGCACCGACUGCCACGGUGAAAAAGAGCGAUGUGCCCACAGCUGAGAACAUCGAGGCUGGAUCAGUGCACAAGUUCACCUGGCUCUUUGAGAACUGCCCAAUGGAUGCUAUAAAGGACAACACCGAGGGCAUCCAGGAAAUCCCUCCAGAGAAGGAUAUCAAGGGCGGAGAUGUGGGAGGCAAGAGGUUCGUUUUUGAGACCUACUCCCUCAACCAGAUCCAUGACGAGGUGGACGAAACGGAGAUCAAGAGGAUCCAGCAGGAGACUAUGAGCAAAGCGAGUGUCAAGUCCCGCACCAUGCUGUUUGAGAACCAGCCAUUGUAUGCCAUUCAGGACAAGGAUGGGGACUACCAUGAAGUCACAUCAGUGAAGAAGGAGGAGAUCAUGAAAGGUGAUGUGAAAGGUGCCCGGUGGCUGUUUGAAACCAAGCCACUGAACCAGAUCAAGAAGGAAGAGGAAGUGUUUGUUAUCCGGGCUGUCACCCAGGAGGACAUCAAGAAAGGGGACAUCCAGGCUGCCCGGUGGAGGUUUGAGACAGAGCCCCUCGAUUCCUUCUCCUGUGGGAAGCGACCCGUGGUCAGGACAGUCGAUGACGUGCAGAAAGGAGAUGUCCAGUCCAACAAGCAGCUCUUUGAGUCUCAGCAAGCGAGCCAAAAGAAGUACGUGCGGAUGGUCAGCAUGAGUGAUGUCCAGCAAGGUGACGUGAGGACCUCCACCUGGCUCUUUGAGAACCAGCCCAUCGAUUCCCUGAAGGGAGAGUCUGACGGCAGCACUAUCAGCACUGUGCAGAGAGAAGACAGUCAGAAAGGGGAUGUCAAGCGCUGCACCUGGCUCUUCGAAACUCAGCCCAUGGAUAGCCUCAAAGACUCAGAAGUCUCUGCCCGCCCAGAUGCCCCAGAAGCUAUCCCACGUGCUGAUGUGAAGAGCACAACAUGGCUAUUUGAGACGACCCCCUUGGACAAAGUCAGCGCUACUAUUCACGGAGCAGAAACGGAGGUGAGAGAGCGAACUGUGAGGGAAACUUUGCAAACCCUCUGCACCUGCCAAGCCAUCCAGCAUGGUGGGAUCCUCAUAGAAGCCAAUGAUGCAGAGAGCGUGAGGAUGGCAAAGUACCAGCUCAGCAGCCCGGGCACUCCAGAGAUCCAAAAAGAAGAGACUGUGAAAGGCAAUUUGCAAAGGAUCAUCUUGCAGCUGCUGUACCAGACCAAAGUAGAGGCCCAGGGGGUGCUGGUGGAGGAGGAUAAGGAGGGCAAGAUCAAAGUCAGCCCACUGCAGCUAUUGGAUCCAAGCAAAGCCCAUAAAAGCACAGAGGACUUGAGUGACGAUGUGACAAAGGUUCUCCAUGACCUCCCUAGCCAAGACACCUCCAUCAAAAAGGGAAUGGUCAUCCAAGAGAUGAAGACGGGGUCAAGGAAGAUGACCAUCUACUCCCUCCUGCGCCACUCUGUUCAGCAGGAGGUUGUCAAAGGGGAUGUGAAGUCAACCAUCGGAAACCUGCUGGCUUCCUCACAAGAGCAGAAGACAGCAGCGACCAUCAGACGGGAAGAUAAUGAGAAGGGAAACGUCCAGCUGUACACCAGUUGCAUUGAGAAGGGAAACCUGGACUAUCUAAAGACCCUGCAGCAGGAAUCAGAGUUUGAGUCUCUUGUCCCAACCCAAGCUGAACAGGAGCCAGCUGAAAGUAUCCCAAGAGACACACAGGGGGCUAAGACACACGUCUUGCAAGAAGAACGAGUAGAGAAAGCGAUUGCAGAUGUUGUCACAGGGAAUGUGAAGGGGGCUACGAAAGUGCUCAUGUGUGAAGGAGUAAGUAAAGAGGGCACGUUAGAGAGAAAAGCAACGGAUGCAGGUGCUGCAAGCUCCACUGCGCAGUGUCUUGGGAAGCCCCUAAGCCUGCCCACAGUGGUGGAAAAGAAAGAUACUAAGCGUGGGGAACUUAAGGUGACCAUCAAGUCACUUCGAAAGAGUAAGGACGGUAGCAAGAAGGUGGAGAAGGAAGAGUCGGUCAUGGAGGGAGCCAAGAUUGCGCUGCAGGAAGAAGCCUCUGCUGAAGCGAUGGCUCGGAGAGAUGAGGCGGCCAAGGCAAGCCAGUGUCUGGUGGUGGGGCAGCCCAGCCCAACAACAGGAGACGGGCAAGAGCACGCUCUUGGAAGUGAUCUUCAGGCUGCCAUGCAGAGUCUGAGGCUGGCCACCGCCGAGGCGAAAAGCAUUCAGCACCAGGUCCAGAGUAAGCUGCACAAGAGCGGUGAGGAAAUCCACGUGGCCUCCAAGCAGCAGGCCAUCAACACGCAGAAGGAAGUGACCCUCCAGGCAACGGUACGCAAGCAGGACUGUACCGCCACCCAGCAAUGUCAAGCUCGCAGUGCCACCACCACCACCACCACCAAAGUCCACAAGGCCUCCAAGUCCCAGUCAAGCAUGUCACAGAAGAGCGUGACGUCCCACAAAAAGGUCAGUGCUUCGGAGGAAGUACAGGGAGGACAGCAGUUGAGCCAGGAAAGUCAAGUUAUGCCUAGUGCAGAUGUUAGCAUUAAGGAUGGCCUUUAUACUGCCAAGCCAGUGAAAACCUAUGUAAAUCCUUUCCUUGAGUCUGAUUACAAAGAGCAAGCAGUGCAAGAAGAAAGAGAGCAAGAUGUUAUGAUCAGAGGUGAUGUACAGACAGCUAUCAGAGCACUGCAAAGUGCUGCGGCAGAACAGAGACCGGUAGAGAAGGAGGAUGUUGUUCGAGGUAACUUAAAGGCCACGCUUCAGUCACUGGAAAAGUCUAAUGUUAAUGUCUCCAAAGGGGAUUUUAAAGCUGCUAUGAUAUACAGAAAUGCAGGGCAGUCGUAUACCACAUGUAAAAAGAAAAAUGAGGCUCCUGCGGUUAGUAACCAGGCAGCGGGAGUGGCUUCGGGGUCACAGCCAGAUACUGACUUUCCUCCUCCUCCUCCUCCAGCUGCUGUGAUGAAAGCAGAGUGUUGCCCACCCUCAACCAAAGCACCAGAAGCAGCCCCUCUACCACCAGCCACCAAGGACGACGGCCUGCAAGGUCCUGCACCCACACACAGCUCUCUGCCACAGCCCCUUGCUCCCAUCUCCACCAAAGCCAGUGAUCAGAGCCCCCCAGGCAAGCCAGAGACUCUCCCCAAACCACAAAUUACUGCCCCACCACGGAAGAAACCAGUCCCACCUCCAAAACCCGAGCGUCUCUUGGAAGAGGCACGUUCACACCAUGAUAGCAACAGCAAAGGGAGGUUGGCCAAGCCAGUUCCACCCCCGCGGCCUCCUAAACCCCCAGGCCUAGGCAAGCCAAGCAGACCACCCAUGGAUGAGGCAAAGGGCUCAUGCGAUGCAGCGGUAUCAGAGCAAACAGGUUGUGGGGAACAGCCGACAAAACUCUGUACUCCGCCGUCACCAGUAGUCAGCACUGCCGAGGCAAAGGACCGGAGCCGUGAGACAGCAACACCUAAAGACACUGCUCAAACACCUCUUCAGAUAGCAGAGGAAAGGUAUAAGGCAAGCAAGGAAGAACAGGGCAAGGUGGAGUCCACACAUUCGAAGACAUCAGAGCCACUCCACAAUGAAGUGCCCGUUUCCGAGUCAGAGCAGACAAACGAGAAAGCAGCCGUCCUGAAGGGCGCUCAGGGCUGCAUGGACGCUUGCAGCCUGGAGAACGAGUGCAUAUUCCCAUCCAAACCAGGCUGUCUGGGUGGAUCUCCAGCAGCUCUUGCUCACUCCGAAGGUCAGAGUAAGCCAAAUACAUCUCCUAACGGUCAAGCCACUCUUGCAAGGAAAGGAGCUGCCUCCCCCAAGGCAGAAAGUGCAAGUGUGCCUAAUACCUACAAGUCGUGGGACAAUCAGAGCCGGAUCCGGAAAACCAGUCAGAAGAGAACAGAAGGGAAAUCCGCCUUUGCCCAUCAGCGGGUGACCGAGCAACAGCAGGUGGACAGCAGCCGGCCGAGACCACGUGAAGUGGAGACGGAGCCGCUUGCAGAGGAGAAGCCGGUGGUGGUCAUGCGAGGGAAGCCGGGCCGGGAAACGGAGGCUGAACGGCGCAAGCGGCUGUCCGUUCACAAGGAGGAGAUCAUGAAGGGCAACGUGAAGGAGGCCAUGGAGAUCUUUGAGAACCUGCGGCGGCAGGAGGAGCUGCAGGAGAUCCUGACGCGGGUGAGGGAGUUCGAGGAGGAGACGUGCAAGGUGGACGUGAAGGCCCUGAGGAGUUUCUUUGAGGACGUCCCCGAAUGGGUGGUUCGGCACAAGUCUCGCCCACCGAAGCAGCUGCCGCAGCACAAGGCCGAGAAGGUCGAGCCGGCAGCAAAGGAGGACUCUGACAGCGUCUCCUCGGUGGAGCUGGCUUUCGAAGACCUGGAGAGAGUGAGCACUGAGAUCAUCCACCUGAAGGAGCAGACGCUCGCCAGGCUGCUGGACAUCGAGGAGGCCAUCAGGAAAGCGCUCUACUCCGUCUCCAGUCUGAAGUCCGAAUCGGACAUAGCUGGGCUCUCCGGCCUCUUCAAGGAGUCCCUGGGGAACACCCAGGGCCCCGCUACUAGCAACAACAUCCGCAAGAUCAGCAUCGUGUCCAGCAAAUCCAGGCAAGAAAAAGCAGGACAGGAGACACAGAAUGCAGCCUCGGCAGGAAGUGCAAAGGCGACAGAAAAGACCGAGGCGUCCAAGGCCGAGUUAGCGGUCCCCAGCUUGGUUCAGCCCUGUGUGAGUUCCCCCUCCUCUCCUUCCUAUAUCUCCAUCGCAUCUGCUGCCAGAAAGCCUGCAGAGUCUCCCAGGGCAGCGCAUGCUGCCUGGGAUGUGCCCUCUCCGGACCUCCCUGACACCCAAGACAAAAGGGACCCCUUUUCUAGCUCAUUAGUCCACAAAUCAGGGGGGGCAGGCAGAUGCGACCUAGCUCCAGCGGAGAACGAACAGGAGCCCAGCCAGAUGAAGGCAGGAAUGAGUUCAAUUAGGCAGCACUGUCUUGGCAACCCAGAGCACCAGAGCAGUAGCAGCACCAGUGACAGAGAAAAGUGCCCACUGGACACAUCCAAAGGCAGCUGCCAGGGUGCACUCAAGGGAGGCCUUUCUGAUUUCAGUCCUCAGGCUCCCCUGAUUGUCUCCAGCCCACAAAACCCCAAAAGGCAGAAGAGCAUCUUGGAACUGCAGACCGGGCCGAAUGGAUCCAAGCUCUACGGAGCCACCAGGACCGUGACGGAGCAGUACGAGGAGGUGGACCAGUUUGGAAACAAAAUCAUCACUUCGUCCACCACUGUCACCAAGCAAGCGGAGACCCAAACUUCCACCAUGUGCGACGUGGGCUCUCCCCCCCACUAUGAGGUCACUGCCUCGCCUCUGCUACGGAGGUAUCUGCGCAGCCCGGGGGAAGAAUUUCACUCCAACAGCAGCCUUCAGGACCCCGGAGUGGUCUUCGUCACUUUUGGUAACUCCAAACCAAAAAAAUAGGCAUGCUGGAAUAGCCGGAGGUGCCAACUGUGUACGACACACCCAACAAAUACAUCACACAGGCAGGAACUUUCCAAGUCUUAUGAGCCAUGCAAGGACGUUAUCUUAGUGUUUGUGUAUGGGAGGGGCAUCUGGAUUUAGUUUUUGGGACAAACGGCAUCCGUCUGAGCACCCCUACAGACUCAGCAUCAACCUGCAACCGAGGACCUGGCACUCGGAUAGAAACACGAGUGUUAAAAUUAGCGAAUUGUUAAUGGUGGUGUGUUCCCUUCUGAACAGUAUUUCCAGGAGCAUCUGUGGCCUCCCUGAACACAGGUAGAAGACAGGACAAUUAGAGCCAGCUAAAGGAGCCACUCAUUGGAAGCAGACUAGUUUAUCCCGCCGUGCCCUUGUCUUCCCGAUAUCAGUGAUGAUCUCCCAAUAAGCAUAUGUUAUUCCACAUACUACACAUGCAUACAGGUUGAGGGUGGGUUGGAUUAGUUUUCUCUUAUUUGCUAAAAAAAAAAGAACACUCUCAAAGUGUUUGUGUGCUAAGCAGAAAUGUAUACAGGGAAAGGAUUUAAUGCUACCUAAAACUGUUUAAAUCAGGAUUUCCAGAUUAAUCAGUAUCAUUCCCCUUAAAAGGACAUAAAGAACAAUGCUGUGGUUAAGACUGGAUUAAAUACGCCAAAAGAAAUAGAAGGUUUUUUGCUUUCCUUUCUUUCUUUUUUUAGACUUGUAAUUUAUUAUUCCUUAUAUACAAAACUGUAUCUUAGACUCCAAACUUUCUUAAGUGUUUAACGUUUAAAAACAUUUUCAAACUUUGUAAAGCAUUUUUUUUCUUUUUACAAUUACUUUUGUUUUGUACAUUCUCAACUCAAGAUUUUAGAUAUUUGUGGCUUUUUUUUUAUUUUUAUUGCUGCAUUCUGAAGGUAAACAUUGCCUCCAAAAA